Molecule: messenger RNA, 1377 nt
Organism: Microtus ochrogaster (prairie vole)
Lineage: Eukaryota; Metazoa; Chordata; Mammalia; Rodentia; Cricetidae
Product: cytochrome P450 3A25-like
Biological process (GO): oxidative demethylation; steroid metabolic process
Molecular function (GO): oxidoreductase activity, acting on paired donors, with incorporation or reduction of molecular oxygen, reduced flavin or flavoprotein as one donor, and incorporation of one atom of oxygen; heme binding; testosterone 6-beta-hydroxylase activity
Source: RefSeq, a predicted model, not a curated record
GGUUUGUGGAAAUUUGAUAUAGACUGCUAUAAAAAGUAUGGAAAAUAUGGGGGUUUUAUGAUGGCCAACAGCCUGUGCUGGCUAUCACAGAUCCAGAGAUCAUCAAAACAAUGCUGGUGAAAGAACACUACUCCGUCUUCACAAACCGUCGGACUUUUGGUCCAGCGGGUACUAUGAAAAAGGCCAUCACCACAUCUGAAGAUGAAGAAUGGAAGAGACUUCGAACACUGCUAUCUCCAACUUUCACCAGUGGAAAACUCAAGGAGAUGUUCCCCAUCAUUGGACAGUAUGGAGAUACGCUGGUGAAAAACUUGAGAUGAGAAGAAGAGAAAGGGAAGCCCAUCACCAUGAAAGACAUCCUUGGAGCUUAUAGCAUGGAUGUGAUCACUGGGACAUCAUUUGGAGUGAACGUUGAUUCCCUCAACAACCCACAAGAUCCCUUUGUGCAGAAAACCAAGAAGAUCUUAACAAGUUUAGAUUUCCUUAACCCAUUUUUUCUCUCUGUAGUUAUGUUUCCAUUCCUUACUCCAGUUUAUGAGAUGCUAAGUAUCUCUAUUUUUCCAAACCGGCUAAUGGACUUUUUCUACGAAUUUAUAAAAAAGAUGAAGCAAAAUCGCCUUGAUUCAAAUCAGAAGACCCGAGUGGAUUUUCUUCACCUGAUGAUACACACUCAGAACUCCAAAGGCAAAGAGUCCCAGAAAGCCCUGUCUGAUAUGGAGAUCACAGCCCAAUCAGCUGUUUUCAUUUUUGCUGGCUAUGAAGCCACAAGCACAUCCAUUUCCUUCAUGAUGUAUACACUGGCUACACACCCUGAUGUGCAGAAGAAACUUCAGGAUGAGAUUGACAGUCUGCCCAAUAAGGCACCUGUCACCUAUGAUGCCCUGAUGGACACGGAGUACCUGGACAUGGUAGUGAAUGAAACUCUCAGAUUGUACCCGGCUGCUAGCAGGCUAGACAGGAUCUCUAAGAAGGAUGUGGAAAUCAAUGGAGUGUUCAUUCCCAAAGGGACUGUAGUUAUGGUACCAACCUUUCCUCUUCAUCGGGAUCCUGAGUACUGGCCAGAGCCUGAGGAGUUCCGCCCAGAAAGGUUCAGCAAGGAGAACAAGGGCAGCAUUGAUCCUUAUGUAUACAUGCCCUUUGGGAAUGGACCCAGGAACUGCCUUGGCAUGAGGUUUGCCCUCAUCAGCAUGAAACUGGCUGUCAUCAGUGUCCUGCAGAACUUUACCCUCCUGCCUUGUGAAGAAACUCAGAUACCCCUGAAAUUAAGCAAGAAAACACUUUUCCAACCAGAAAAACCUAUCAUCCUGAAAGUUGUGUCAAGAUAAAAUUACAAAUGGAGCAAGAAUUUCCCUCAAGAGUUCUGCUGUUCUUCAAGGG